Messenger RNA from Tremella mesenterica DSM 1558, 2381 nucleotides. RefSeq lists its product as uncharacterized. The record is from RefSeq and is a predicted model, not a curated record. Gene Ontology annotation, biological process: carbohydrate metabolic process. The transcript is spliced from 6 exons. Bases 492 to 2003 code for a protein of 503 amino acids. Gene Ontology annotation, molecular function: hydrolase activity, hydrolyzing O-glycosyl compounds. Lineage: Eukaryota; Fungi; Basidiomycota; Tremellomycetes; Tremellales; Tremellaceae.
CACAUUUGGAUUUUUUGUCCACACUAAGACCCUUCCUUUGAUGUGUUGGAAGGAAAGUGUUUGAUCCACGCUUCACUUUUCACUUUGCUUCAUUUUCAAUUUCACCCCAUUGUUAAAUUCGGCCAUCAUCCCUUUUUAAUAACCCCCCAUCCUUCUCUCUUUACGUUUCUUUCUCACAAUCGACUUUUAUCCUCUUUACGACUUUCUCUCUCAUCUUCCGACAAUUACAAUCUUGUUCAUUCACUCUUAACGCCAUUGCGAUUCGUGACGAGUGACGAGUGACGCGUGACGAUCUUUCAUAGUAGUAGUACGAACAGACUACUAUUGUAAACUCGCCGAUUGAUUCGGUAUCUCUCGUCUCCUUUCACUAUUUACGUUAAAACCUUCGAAAACAAAGAGAUAAAAAACUUAAGAUUUGAUAUCUUUUCUCUACUGUUAUCAACACUCGACAUUUCGCAAGACACGCUCGACAUUCACGAAACGACCAAACGAUGUUAUCAUCAACCAUUCUAACUUUAGUCACUCUUUCACUCGUCGCGGCCGGUCCGCACGCUUUUCAUAAUCAUGGUAGUUCAGUUAGGACUGUUCAUCAUCGACGACAUCACGCUAGAAACGCUCAUGGUUUAACGACAAUAGACAAGAGAGCUUCUUGCGAUACGAGAGAUAUCUCUGAUAGUUGUACCUAUGGUGCUUGGCAAUGUCAAGGAACUGAACUACAACGAUGUUAUAAUGACAAAUGGAACACUGUUCAAGAUUGUACCGGUGCUGAUGUCAUGUGCUCUGCCGACGAAUCUGCCAUUGGUUGUAUCUGGACUUGGUCAUUAUCCGACUCCAACUCGACCUCCGGAACGACCGAACCACCUGACAAUUCUUCCAACCCAUCGAUCUCUUCUUCCGUUUCAUCAGCAUUACCUUCCAUCACCUCCAACCCGAAUAAAGAAUUCUUUCCAACCAACUCGACCAACAAUGACACGGUGAUCGUACCCUCUGACGACGGUUCGAACCAUACCUCAUCGUCCGUCUCUAGCCGUGCACCUCAUGGAAAAGGACUCCAUUCCACUUCUGCCUCCAGUUCAGUUUGCACUCCCACCCAUACGUCUGCUGCACCUUCAUCGACUAGUGGUCAACCUACCAAACCCUCCAACUCUACGAACAAUGGCGGUGGCAAUGUCAAUUUCGAUGGACCCCGUUUUGUCGUUUACGCCGAUAAUUGGUUGAACACCAUGCCUGAUGUUAGCGCUUUGAAUGGAUACAACACUUUUGUUCUUGCUUUUUGGUUGUCUGACCGCGGUGCUUCGGAUGAUGCCGAAGCGUGGGAACAAUUCGAGGAGGAUUAUCGUGAGAAAAUCCUGGCAGAAUAUCAUGCCAAUGGUAUCGCUUUGAUGGUUUCUGCUUUUGGGUCCACCGAUACACCCACCACGUCUGGUCAUGAUCCGAAAACUAUCGCACAGGAUUUAGCCGCAUGGGUCAAAAAGUAUAAACUUGAUGGUGUGGAUAUUGAUUACGAGGACUUUGACGCAUUCAAUGCUGGUAAAUCAGAAGCAUGGCUCAUUGAAUUACAAACCGAACUACGAGCUCUUCUUCCACAAGGUCAAUACAUCAUCUCUCACGCCCCCGUAGCACCUUGGUUCACAGACGGUAACGUUUACAAAAACGGUGGAUACACCAAGGUCAAUGCGGAAGUUGGAAAUUCGAUCGAUUGGUACAAUAUUCAAUUCUAUAACCAAGGAGCAAAUAUGUACACUACAUGUGACGGUUUGAUUAACAAGUCGGGUAGUGCAUGGCCACAUACAUCCGUGUUUGAAUUGAACAAGUAUGCGAAUGUAGCUCUGAACAAGAUUCUCAUUGGAAAACCUAUGACUAAGGAUGCUGCUGCGAAUGGAUAUCUCUCAUCAGACGAAUUGGAAGAUUGCGUAAAACAAGCUCGGAAUCAAGGUUGGGAAGGCGGAGUCAUGUUUUGGGAAUGGCCAAAUAAUAUGGAAAUCCAGUCCAUCGCUUGGUAAUCCUUCUCAUAUCGUGUCAUGCCCUUACGACCUCUCAUGUCUUUUGUCUUCAUAUCAUCAAUCAUAUUCAUAUUUCUCACCUUGGAGGUGAUUUCCAAAACCCAAUUCUCUCUUUAUCAGGUUCUUAGGUGCAUAGUCGACUUUUAUCCGUAUCUUGUCUUUUGCGGCUGGUCUGCUUCUUCUUCGUAGUCUGAUUCAAAUCGAUCAGUGGUCGAUUUGGUUAGGAAAGGAUCUUGAUGAUCCGUGGUGUUUUUUUUCUGGAUCUCACUGGUGAGAUUCAUUUUUUGGGAUGAAAUUGGGAUAAUGGAAGGAUUGAAGGGGAUGUAGUCGCUUAUCCUUUGUUUUGCAUGCAUGGUCUUGUAGACCUGUGGAAUUGUU